GCCAUCCCUGCUGGAAGGAACCAUGAAUUGGCACUUUCCCUUUUUCCUCUUGACCACAGUGACUCUGCCCUCCCUGUGCUCCCAGUUCAACCCACUGUCUCUCGAAGAAUUAGGCUCCGACACCGGGAUCCAGGUUUUCAAUCAGAUCGUCAAAUCUCGGCCUCAUGACAAUGUCGUUGUGUCCCCUCAUGGGAUUGCAUCUGUCCUGGGGAUGCUGCAGCUGGGAGCUGACGGCCGGACGAAGAAGCAGCUCACUACGGUGAUGCGAUACGGCGUGAAUGGAGUUGGGAAAGUGUUGAAGAAGAUCAACAAAGCCAUCGUCUCCAAGAAGAAUAAGGACAUUGUGACAGUGGCAAACGCCGUGUUUGUGAAGAACGGCUUCAAGAUGGAAGUGCCCUUUAUGACGAGGAACAAAGACGUGUUCCAGUGCGAGGUGCGGAACGUGAACUUCGGAGACCCUGUCUCUGCCUGCGACUCCAUCAAUACGUGGGUUAAAAACGAAACCAGGGGCAUGAUCGACCAUCUGCUGUCCCCGGAUCUCAUCGACAGCGGGUUUACCAGGCUGGUUCUCGUCAAUGCAGUUUACUUUAAGGGCUUGUGGAAAUCGCGGUUUCAACCUGAGAACACCAAGAAGCGGACUUUUGUGGCAGCUGAUGGGAAAUCCUACCAAGUGCCCAUGCUGGCCCAGCUGUCUGUGUUCCGUUGUGGGUCUACAAGCACGCCCAACGACCUGUGGUACAACUUCAUCGAGCUGCCCUACCAUGGGGAAAGCAUCAGCAUGCUGAUUGCCCUGCCGACUGAGAGCUCCACCCCACUGUCAGCGCUCAUCCCCCACAUCAGCACCAAGACCAUCGACAGCUGGAUGAGCACCAUGGUGCCCAAGAGGGUGCAGGUGGUCCUGCCCAAGUUCACAGCUGUGGCACAAACAGAUCUGAAGGAGCCGCUGAAAGUUCUUGGCAUUACGGAGAUGUUUGAUCCAUCAAAGGCCAAUUUUGCAAAAAUAACAAGAUCAGAGAACCUUCAUGUUUCUCAAAUCUUGCAAAAAGCAAAAAUCGAAGUCAGUGAAGAUGGAACCAAAGCUUCUGCAGCGACAACUGCGAUUCUAAUUGCAAGGUCAUCGCCUCCGUGGUUUAUAGUGGACAGACCUUUUCUAUUUUUUAUCCGACAUAAUCCUACGGGUGCUGUCUUAUUCAUGGGGCAGAUAAACAAACCCUGAAGAGUAGACAAAAAAAAGCAAAGACUUCUUGCUACGAAGAAAAGACUUUUCUUACAUCUUUCAUAGUUCUGUUAAAUAUUUUUGUAUGUUGCUUUCAUUUUCAAAACUUAGUUCUUAGCAACAGACUCAGUGAUGCAAGCUUUCUGUUCUGGGAGAGAAAGGCAAGAUGGGUGGACACUGUACUGAGAAACGACUAGAAAGACUUCAAAAUGUCUAGAAGAUUCUUUAAACUACUGAACGGUUACAUAGGUUAACAACCCUCUUGAAUAUUUGCUGUCUGUCCAGUUCAGGAUUUUUGUUUUGUUUUGUUUAUAUUUGUGGCUUUUUGGAAGAAAUUUAAUCAGUGUGACAAUAAAUAAGGACAUUUUAGCUUUUACUCUUUUAUGGGGAAAAAAAAAAAAUGAUUUGUCUUUUUAAUUCCUUUCCCCCAUCUUCAUCCAAAGUCUUGACAGCAAGCAUUACUUUGGGGGUGAAAAUAGCAAAAAACGUCUAGCCUCUUUGUGUGAUUUUGUUGUUGCCGUUGUUGUUUUAUAUAAUGCAUGUACUCACUAAAAUAAAGUUUUAAAAACUAAUGUCUUGCUAGGCAAGGUUUGCUGUUGUGCAGUGUGCCUGUCACUACCGGUCUGUACUCUUUGGAUUUGCAUUUUUGUAUUUUGUACAAAGUAAAAAUAAAGUGUUAUGAGUAGUUAAGAAAAAA
Molecule: messenger RNA, 1913 nt
Organism: Chinchilla lanigera (long-tailed chinchilla)
Lineage: Eukaryota; Metazoa; Chordata; Mammalia; Rodentia; Chinchillidae
Gene: Serpine2
Product: serpin peptidase inhibitor, clade E (nexin, plasminogen activator inhibitor type 1), member 2
Exons: 8
Coding region: 23-1216 (397 amino acids)
Biological process (GO): negative regulation of plasminogen activation; negative regulation of endopeptidase activity
Molecular function (GO): serine-type endopeptidase inhibitor activity
Source: RefSeq, a predicted model, not a curated record